Molecule: messenger RNA, 2509 nt
Organism: Haliotis rubra (blacklip abalone)
Lineage: Eukaryota; Metazoa; Mollusca; Gastropoda; Lepetellida; Haliotidae
Product: glycine receptor subunit alpha-1-like
Exons: 9
Coding region: 1079-2482 (467 amino acids)
Biological process (GO): nervous system process; chemical synaptic transmission; signal transduction
Cellular component (GO): membrane; synapse; neuron projection
Molecular function (GO): neurotransmitter receptor activity; transmembrane signaling receptor activity; extracellular ligand-gated monoatomic ion channel activity
Source: RefSeq, a predicted model, not a curated record
ACCGAGUAUUGACCGGUACAUCACUUUAUGUAUGUUUAUAAUGCGCUUAUAACACUUUAAAGGUAGCUUCGUGGUAUCGCCUUACCAAGGCACUAUUUUCCGUGCGAAUCAUCAGUAAAAGUAGCAAAUGUUUUCCCAUGUUAUUCCAGAUUCCAUAUGUAAUAAGUUGGCGGGCCAAACCGACUUCUGGGCAAUCCCAGAAAUUACUAGCAGCAUACUGAAGCGGUUUGCUGCUUAAUUCACCAUGAUUAAAAUCAAGGUUUACUGGUUCGGGUAAUCCCCGAUGUAAAUUGGUUUCAUAUUAAAAAGGGCAAAUUCUCCAAAGAUCUCAGGAAACAUUUUUGUGGGAUUAUUUUGACUUUGUGAAUCGAUGCGGACACUGUGACGGCUGCGGAGGCUUUCUCGGCUACCUCUGGAUCGGUCAUACUUAGAUCACCAACACACGACGAAAAUUGAUCCAACGACAGAAGAAAGUGCUUGCGCCAGCAGAACUAGCGAGUACAAAGAGGGACUACUGGAAUUUCCUCCAUUUCAAACACCAGUGCGAGAAUACUGUACAGGUUGUGAAAAACACUGAUGAAGAGGACACAGAACAACGUUCCCUCAUAAUCAGCAGCAUGAACAGGCUUCGAUCACCGGUGAAAUCGGAGCCCCGUAAUUAGCGCUGCGCUUUAGGAAACCACGCUUACCUUUGCCGCCGAAGGCGGAGCCAACGCACGCGCAGAGGGUGUAAGAUUGACAGGUGGGCUAGGCGGACAGCUGUUCAGCAUUGAGAGUUUGCAGUGUGCGGAAGGAUAAGUAAUCAGAGAUACGGGUUACUUUGUGGAGGAUAUUCUUUCAGCGUUAUUCAGCCCAGGGCUUGAUCCGGUUCAUGAGAAACUCCACGUACUUCAAACCUUGUCCUGACACGCAAAGCAGAGCUCGUGGAGCUAUUAUUUUCACUCCGCUUCUCACCGUGUUUGUCAGAUUAUAAAAUAAGAUACAGUUCUCCAAAGACCCAUUUUAUUCCAGUUUCAAAAUUGUAAACGUAAAGCUUCAUUUGUGAAAAGAUCAAAGGCUUCUGUCAGACCUCCUCACAAUGAGGAUACGUGUAGGGUCCACUGACUGGAUAUUCUUGGAUCUGCUUUUUGUGAUUGUGGUCUGCAGCAUUGACGUUGUUGGCUCCGUGGACAAAAACAAAAAGAGGUAUGAGGCGGCCAGGGGAUCGGACCACCGACCUUCCGCUCUCAGGGCCGACGCUCCAUCCAGUAGGUCACGGAGGAGGUCAGCGUCACAAGGACUAUCUAGAUCUCAACUUUUGGAACUACUUCUGAAUACCGCCAAGACAGGUGACCAGGAUGUCAAGAACACGCCCCCAAACUAUAACUCAGAAACGGCAACAGAUAUCGAGGUUAUGUUAUACGUGGAUAGCAUUGACUCCAUCAACGAAGCAAAUAUGGACUUUACCUUAAGUGUCUUACUGCAUCUACAAUGGAAGGACACACGUCUUGUCAGCUUUAACAUUGGUCCCUCAUUUGGAAAUCUUACAUUUCUCGAAUUCGACUCACAAAGUAUUCAAAGGAUAUGGGUGCCAGAUAUAUUCUUCCCGAACGAAAAAAAGGCAAGCUUCCAUGACGUCAUGAUGGCCAAUCAGAUGAUGCGAUUGUAUCGUGACGGUUUGAUUCUCUACAUAUCCAGGUUAUCGAUGACAUUGAGUUGCCCUAUGAACCUGCGGUACUAUCCAUUCGACAAACAGUCGUGUUCGGUCCAGAUCAUGAGCUUCGGAUACGCCGAGGACAAACUCAACCUUAAAUGGAUGAAUUCGUCUAACAGCGAGCCCGUUGUUGUUAACGACAUCGUGGAGUUGCCUCAGUUUGAAGUGACAGGAUCCGAAGCCAACAGAUGCAGGAAGAAAUACCAUCAGAGCACAGGCGUUCACAGUUGCCUCCAGGCAAACUUCUUCCUCGCUCGCAACAUCGGCUACUACGUCGUCCAAAUGUACAUCCCCAGCAUCCUUAUCGUCAUGCUGUCCUGGAUCUCAUUCUGGCUCACCGUCAACUCAGUUCCAGGCCGCAUUUCAUUGGGCGUACUUACUGUUCUCACCAUGACAACGCAAAGUUCAGGGGUCAACGCCUCACUUCCGCGCGUGUCAUACACCAAAGCUAUUGACGUGUGGAUGUCCACCUGUCUGGUGUUUGUUUUUGCCGCACUGCUGGAGUUUGCUAUAGUCAACGUCUUGAGCCGCAAGGAAACCCUCUCUGGUUUCACGAUACGCAAUGUGUUCAGUAUUCCUAGAGAUUUGGAAAAAGGGGAUCAGCUGAAAGAGCAAUCCUCACCGUUGGACGGCGGCGGCACACCUCGAGACAGCUAUAGCACAAAGCGGCCGGGCAAACGUGGGAUAGUCUACGCCAUGUACUUAGAUGUGGCUUCCAGAAUCGGCUUCCCCGUGGCAUUCAUAUUGUUCAUAAUGGUGUACUGGCUGUAUUACAUCAACGUUGAAUAACAUGGAACUGGUGGACAAUGGUGGACA